Messenger RNA from Clonostachys rhizophaga, 210 nucleotides. Lineage: Eukaryota; Fungi; Ascomycota; Sordariomycetes; Hypocreales; Bionectriaceae. The record is from the annotation of a GenBank genome assembly.
AUGUCAGUCCUCCGCCGCCGGGACCGCAACGAGAUGCUCGCCUUUUCGGCGACGUUCGAGGACGGCAACCUCAAGAUGUACGGGCACUCGGUGGGAUCGGCGCGGGCCGGCAGGCAGCAGUUCCGGAUGCGGCUCAUCGCGUCGUUUGCUGUCGACUCGGACGUCGAGACGAUGAGGGCGUCCAAGUCGCUUUGGGGGCCGAGGCCAUAA